Molecule: messenger RNA, 1236 nt
Organism: Setaria italica (foxtail millet)
Lineage: Eukaryota; Viridiplantae; Streptophyta; Magnoliopsida; Poales; Poaceae
Product: F-box protein At5g03100
Exons: 5
Coding region: 1-1236 (411 amino acids)
Molecular function (GO): protein binding
Source: RefSeq, a predicted model, not a curated record
AUGACGAAUAUGAACAAUCUAGUAACUCAAGAGAUAAGAACAGACAAUGCUUGUGGUGAGGCAAUAUGUGAGAUUGGAAGGCCAAAUGUUCGGUUGGAAGACCUUCCACUGGAUGUCCUGUACAAAAUCGUGUCCAAACUACCACCAAAAGAGUUUGCAAGGACUAGUGUUUUGUCAAGUAGUUGGAGAUGCAUGUGGUCGGAGUGCCCUCGACUGACAUUCGAUGCUGUUGUAAUGUGCAAAUGCAAAAGGGUUGAUUUGCACCAACAUACUGAGAGGUUCAUUCAUGAAGUUAAUGCAGUUUUGCAUAAAUACCAUGGCAGGGUGGUUGAAACAUUAGAAAUCAGAAUCGACUAUGUUGACAGCCUAGUUCAUCAUCUCAAUAACUGGAUUGAUUUUGCUGUGUCAUCACGGACAAAGAACAUAACUUUGGAUCUAAAGCCCAAAAGAUUCUGGGAAUUCAAUGACCCCUAUGUGUUUCCUUUCAAACUUUUUGAAAAUGGAAUCAUAUCGUGUCUUCAGCAUAUCCAGCUUAGCUUUGUAUCUCUGAAGCCACCUUCUCAAUUCAGUGGCUUUCCAAAUCUAAGAAAGCUUCAUAUACAAGUACUGUAUGCCAGCAAAAAGGAUCUAGAGCACGUGUUGUCCCAUUGUUGUAAACUUGAGUGGCUACAUAUAGACAGAUGCGAUCUCAAUGCUGAACUAACGGUGGAUACUCCACUGUCCCAUCUCCUAUACUUGUAUGUUGAGCACUGCAAAUUAACGAAGAUAAAAUUCCAUGCUGUGAAUCUAGCUGCCUUUAAAUAUGAAGGAGACUUCAUACCUGUUGACCUCAGCCACUCUUCAAAGUUGCAAAACGCAUAUAUUAAGUUGACAUCUAGAGAAGCAAUGGUUCUUGGACAACCCUUUGAAGUUUUCUUGUCUGAGGCAUUUACAAUUGUUCAUUUUACUGGAUACUCUUUAUGGUUGGCGGAUGUGGGUCCUCAUAGGCAGGACUUUGGGCAAUGCAAAUAUAACUAUUUGAAGAGCAUGUGUAUAACAGGGUUCAAAGGCGCACGAGGACAAGUUGAAUUUCUUUUGCAUGUUGUGGAAAAUGCCCCUGCACUAGAGGUCCUAAGUGUAGAUACAAAUGAGCGGGCACGCAAUGAAUUUUGGCCACAUAGAGGCAGCCCACCCUUUGAGAAAGCCAAGCAGAUUGCUAUAACUUUGUCUGAGUCCAAAACUCCCGCGAAGUGUUAA